Iphiclides podalirius (scarce swallowtail) is the source of this 303-nucleotide messenger RNA. Lineage: Eukaryota; Metazoa; Arthropoda; Insecta; Lepidoptera; Papilionidae. The record is from the annotation of a GenBank genome assembly.
AUGAGUUACUUUACGUCGAAUGAUUGCGACGCAACUGCAGUACCAUUCACGUUUAAAGAAUAUCAAUAUAAAGAUUCUCCUAAAAAUGAAAUGACAUUUAGAGAAUUUGAAACAGCUUGUGAACAAAGUAGUGCAUGUAGUCAUAUGAGUGGUUUACCGAGAACACGUUGCAUCAGAGAAUGCGUAUCACCAUCUUGUUACAGAGAACUAUAUUUAAGCGAUCCACUUGAAGAAGGAGAAAUUGAUGUAAGAUUGAAUUCAUUUAAAGGGUGUUUUAUUCAACGAAGCGGGCGUACUCGAAAU